AUGUUGGCCUUCUCGACGAGAGAACUCGGUGAAACCCACGGUGAAACCCGCGGUGCUCUCGCCAUCAUCUACGCUGAUGGUGCACACGACGAUGGGGUGGACGGCCCGUGCAUGUUUGCAGCAGAUAUCCCCACCGCCCCUCGCUCAGUCUUCAGCUGCUUUGCCAUGGCACCCCGGGUCAACAAGGAAGAACAGGAAUUCGUUCCUUUGCAGUACACGCUGAAGGACGUCCGGGACCAUAUCCCCGCAAAGUUCUUUGAGCGCAAGACCGGACUCGCGUUUUCGUACUUGGCCCGCGACCUCGUCAUCUCCGGCGCAUUCUUCUACCUUGCGACGCACAUCGACACCACCCUCAAGUCCUACCUCGUCAAUGCCGGCGCGACCCCGCUCGCGCUCACGGCAGCGAACUGGGCUGCAUGGUUGACCUACUGGUGGUUCCAGGGUCUUGCCUUCACCGGCAUCUGGGUUAUUGGUCACGAGUGCGGCCACGGCGCGUUUUCCGCCAGCCGCAGCAUCUCUGACCUCGUCGGCUACAUCACCCACACAUUCCUGCUUACGCCGUACUUCAGCUGGCGCUACGUCCACCACCGACACCACUCGCACCACGCGUCGAUCGAGAACGACGAGGUGUAUGUCCCGCACACCCGGAAAGAACUCAACCUGCCGGAGCACACCGAGGGCCUGGAGCUCGAGGAGCUGUUCGGCGACACGCCGCUGUACACGCUGACGAUGCUGCUCAUCCAGCAGUUCAUUGCGUUCCCUGCCUAUCUGCUGUUCAACGUGUCCGGACAACAGCGGUAUCCGAAGUACUCGAACCAUUUCAACCCGAACGCGAUCAUGUUCAACAAAGGCCAGGGCUUCUACGUGAUGCUCUCCACGGCCGGCCUCGCUGCGAUGGGCGUCAUCUUGUAUGACCUCUCGAUGCGCUUUGGUGCGAUGAACGUCCUCAAGCUCUACGGGAUCCCCUGGUUCCUCGUCACCCACUGGUUCAUCAUGAUCACCUACCUGCACCACACGGACCCGAUCCUGCCGCACUACCGCAAGGGACAGUGGAACUUCCAGCGUGGCGCAGCGGCUACCGUCGACCGGGACUUCCUCGGCUGGCAGGGGCGCUUCUUCCUCCAUGAUGUCGCGCACUACCACGUCAUCCACCACUUCUUCCCUAUGAUGCCGUGGUACAGCGGUGCCGAGGCGACCAAGUACCUCAAGGAAAUGAUCGGCCCCCACUACCACCGCUCGAGCGACUAUGUCUUCAAGGCCCUGUGGUACAACUACAACUUCUGCCAGUUCAUCGAGGACGAGGGUGACAUUGCAUUCUACCGCAACCGACAGGGCAAGUCGGCGUUCGACAUCCCUGAGCUCAAGGCCAACGUGCUGGGCAGUUAAACGGGGACAAGGAGUCCGGGACUCAAGCAGCAGUUGAAACCAUUUAUCUAUGAUUCAAUGCAUUGGAUCCCGCGGGCCCUUGUUGUAUUAGUGGAGGACAAAGCCAGUUGUCCCUCGUAGUCUUUUUCCCCUGUAAUUUGUAGAGAAUUUGCAUUGCGUGACGUGGUACCAUGCAUCAUAGUCAGUCCGUUGUCACGCAAGUAAAUUGACGCGACCGUUGCCACUGCCUUAGCCAUCAGCAAUCAAUAGAACUCGGCAGUCUGAUCAAGCAUCAGUUGCGAGUUCAUCGGUAUCAGUCGAUCUCGAGUACUGCCUUCGGCCAUGCGCACAGCACGGAUCCACUCAGCUGAAGGAAAGCCAGGGGCUGAUGCAUGGAGUGGUAAAAUGUCGAUUCAAAACUCAUGCCAGACACUCAAUGAUUAGAUGGAUGGAUA
This is a messenger RNA of Mycena citricolor, 1820 nucleotides long. The record is from the annotation of a GenBank genome assembly. Lineage: Eukaryota; Fungi; Basidiomycota; Agaricomycetes; Agaricales; Mycenaceae.